Messenger RNA from Carica papaya (papaya), 1318 nucleotides. Its product is annotated as P-loop containing nucleoside triphosphate hydrolases superfamily protein. The record is from RefSeq and is a predicted model, not a curated record. Lineage: Eukaryota; Viridiplantae; Streptophyta; Magnoliopsida; Brassicales; Caricaceae. Gene Ontology annotation, biological process: purine nucleotide metabolic process. Gene Ontology annotation, cellular component: cytosol. Gene Ontology annotation, molecular function: GMP kinase activity.
CAACAGAAAGGGGAGCAAAUCUCAUCUCCCUCCCAAUUACAUCCUAAAACCCUAAAUUUCCGAUCUCAUAAUCCCAAUUCACGCAUCAUUCCUGGCUUGCCGCAUAGACCGCCGUCCCUCAUGUCCCGGCGACUGUCCUCUCUCACUCGCUUCGCCACUCUCCCCAUUUCCACAGACUCAUCUUCCCCACAUCCCCAAAACCCCAAUUUCUCCGCCAAACCCUACGCCUCGUCUCAUCAUCCCUCAAAAUGAGCGAUAUCGACAACUCCCAAACCCCCCCAAACUCUCAUUCCCUCCCCAAGAACAAGCUUGAAUUGCUUCGUGCCCUCGAAUCCCAACUAGGUUCCUGCUUUCGCGCAGACCCAGUUUGCCCAUCUCCAAAUCCAUUAAUCAUCGUAAUCAGCGGCCCGAGCGGUGUUGGCAAAGAUGCAGUUAUCAGGAAGCUGAGAGAAAUGCGUCAAGGCCUGCAUUUUGUAGUCACAGCUACAAGCCGCCCAAUGCGGCCCGGUGAGGUUGAUGGUAAGGACUAUUUCUUUGUGUCGAAAGAGGAGUUCUUGUCCAUGAUUGAAAAAGAUGAGCUUUUGGAGUAUGCACUUGUGUAUGGUGAUUAUAAAGGAGUACCCAAGAAGCAGAUUAGGGAUUACAUGGCGAAAGGCUAUGAUAUAGUUCUGAGAGUGGAUAUACAGGGGGCGAAAACGCUGAAGAGGAUCCUUGGGAACUCGGCAGUGUUUGUAUUCUUAGUGGCAGAAAGUGAGUUGGCUAUGGUGGAGAGACUGAUUGACAGGAGGACGGAGAGCAAAGAAGAGCUGCUUGUGAGGAUUGCCACUGCGAGGGAAGAGGUUAAGCAUGUUACGAGUUUUGAUUAUGUGGUGGUGAAUGCGCAGGGGAGGCUUGAUGAUGCGGUUAAGUUGGUUGAGUCGAUUAUCAAUGCUGAAAAGGCCAAGGUUCGGCAAAGAAAUGCAGUCAUUUGAUCUCAUGGAGGCUUGGUUUCUGAGUUUUUAUAAUCUUAGGAUUCAUGGUUUCCGUUGCAAAUCCUGCUUAUUUGAUUUUAUGCCAGUAACGUAUAUCAAUAAAUCAUCUGUUUAUUUAUGGUGCAUCCCACGAGAUCCCUAGUGACUGAAGUACCAUCAAGCCAACCCUUUACAUUUCUAGUAGCUGAGACUUAAUAAGCAACUGCAGAAGAAAGAGCUCAAACCAGGGCCUCCUUUUCUGCAACACUCUGAGAAGCUUAAAACAUCUGCCACUGACUGCUAAGAGAAAAAAAAAUGCAGAGCCAGGUUACCACAUCACUUGUCCUUCCAACACCCAUUUUGCCAAA